GGGUUCUUUCGUGCAAUUUGUGAUCUCUUCUUUCAUAAAAUUUUCUGGAUUCUAGCCAAUUUCUCUUGUGACUUUGAACAAUAUCUUCUCCGGAGGGUUGUGAAAAAGAGACGUUUUUGGUCCUGGUAAGUUCCGGAUUCGUCUUUGUUUGAGCUCUGAGUUUUAAGGGUUUGUGUUCGAUCAAUCUUUAGAUCGUUGGUGAAAAGCGUUUAAUCGACGAAAAAGUGAUGCUUUGGAAGAUAUGAUCUUCUCUAUCUCUGGUUAUUACUGGGUUUCGAGAUUGUGCUGCUUAAGAUGUUACCUGUGAGAGAAGGUCUUCAGAAACAAGUUAAGAUUUUGAUUGGAUUAGGGAAUUUAGGGUUUGGUGGUUAUAGAGGAUUGCACUCUAGAUUUACUAACCCUAACGGGUUUUUAGAACCUGCGAGCUCUGAUUUGUUGUUGAUUAACGAAAGGAGGAAUCUUUCUGUUGUUGGUGCUGUUUCUCGAACUUUCUCUGUUCCUUCAGUAUCUGGUCCAGCCUUUCAGGUUUGUGGAUAUCACAUUGAUCUUUUGCUUUCGGAUCCGGCGUCAGUUAAGGUUCCGUGUAAAUCGAUGGCGAGUUUAGGUUCUAAAUCAUUGUUUGUGGAUCGUCGUUGUGAUUCUCUUGUUUUAAAGCGUUUCACUGGUGGUAUGGUAUCUGGAGAUGGUCCCAACCGUGGAAGAAUCAGUAUGAGACUCAGAGGAAAAGAUCACCAGGAGAAGUCUACGAUCUAUGCGUAUUUUGCUUAUAGAGGUGCAAAGAGAUGGAUUUAUUUGAAUCAGCAAAGAAGAGGAUGGGGAUUUAGAGGCUUGCAUAGCUCACUCUCUAAUCGCUUAUCAGCUGGGAAUGCGCCUGAUGUGUCUUUAGAUAACUCUGUCACUGAGGAACAGGUUAGAGAUUCUUCGGAUUCUGUAGCGGCUAAGCUAUGUACUAAGCCCCUGAAGCUUGUCUCGGGGUCGUGUUAUCUACCACAUCCUGAUAAAGAGGCGACAGGGGGAGAAGAUGCUCACUUUAUCUGUGCAGAGGAGCAAGCAUUGGGUGUGGCAGAUGGUGUGGGAGGUUGGGCGGAGCUCGGUAUUGAUGCAGGUUACUAUUCUCGGGAGCUUAUGUCUAACUCAGUGAAUGCAAUCCAAGACGAGCCUAAAGGUUCGAUUGAUCCAGCCAGAGUAUUGGAAAAAGCUCAUACUUGCACAAAGUCACAAGGGUCUUCAACGGCUUGCAUCAUAGCCUUAACCAACCAGGGACUUCAUGCAAUCAACUUAGGCGACAGCGGGUUCAUGGUAGUCCGUGAAGGGCAUACAGUUUUCCGUUCGCCCGUUCAACAGCAUGACUUCAACUUCACCUAUCAGCUGGAGAGUGGAAGAAACGGUGAUUUGCCAAGCUCAGGUCAGGUUUUCACGGUUGCUGUCGCUCCUGGAGAUGUUAUAAUAGCUGGAACAGAUGGGUUAUUCGACAACCUGUACAACAACGAGAUCACAGCCAUAGUGGUUCAUGCGGUGAGAGCCAACAUAGAUCCUCAGGUAACAGCACAGAAGAUUGCAGCAUUGGCGCGACAAAGAGCACUGGACAAAAACAGACAAACUCCAUUCUCGACAGCAGCACAAGAUGCUGGCUUCAGAUACUACGGAGGUAAGCUUGAUGACAUUACAGUUGUUGUCUCUUAUGUGGCGGCUUCGAAAGAAGAAGGAAAACAUUGAUGAAGAGACAAAUACAGAUGUGUCAUGUGUUGAGUUAUAAAGUUUGUGUUUUGCA
This is a messenger RNA of Arabidopsis arenosa, 1771 nucleotides long. Lineage: Eukaryota; Viridiplantae; Streptophyta; Magnoliopsida; Brassicales; Brassicaceae. The record is from the annotation of a GenBank genome assembly.